AAAUUCAUACUCCGACUCCCUCCUCUUCUGCCCCAUGGCCACAAAACAAAUCCUUAGGGCUCAGUUGCGCUCAUAUCCUGCGAAUGGUCACUCGGCAUACCUCCCACAGGUCAGGAAGAUAGUCCUAGAAUACUGCCAGAAACUUCCUUCUUCCACCAACACCCGUACUUUCAUCUCAAAUGACCUCCAACGCGUUGCAUGGCAGAACCCGCAUGUAGAAUUCGUGGUCAAGCAGCGCAACGGUCAUGAACCAAUAGCAAGGGGAUUAUACGUUAAUGGCCGUGACAAGGUCAUUCCUUUGCAGGAGUUCGAAGUUAAUGGUGUUGAGAAAAAAAUUCAAUUACUACUCGACUCCUCGGGUGCGAAGAUAAAGCAACUCAAGAAGGGCCGCAUUGUGGAGAGUACGACGGAGGCCGCAAGGGGUAUAUGGAGUGGGCUGCAUGUUGACACUCCGUUCAAAAUAUAGACGGGGUUAUUUAAUAUUAUUGAAAGAUCAUUUUUGCAGCAGAUUCAGGCUUACCGUGAUGUUAUGACGAUGCCGUUGGACUUGUUCUUCAAAGUGGGUUUCAAGCUAGACUUCAUUUUAACAUUCACCGCUACGUGACAUGGUCCCGCAACUGCUUCAAUCCCCGUUUUAUUGAACGAAGGACUAGUAGGACCGUAGGUUCCACCAUAUGACAUAAUGUUUGAUCGCCGGUCCCAUUCAUCCAUAUGUAGG
This is a messenger RNA of Suillus clintonianus, 718 nucleotides long. Its product is annotated as thioredoxin-like protein. Gene Ontology annotation, molecular function: structural constituent of ribosome. Gene Ontology annotation, cellular component: mitochondrial large ribosomal subunit. NCBI's taxonomy places the organism in Eukaryota, Fungi, Basidiomycota, Agaricomycetes, Boletales, Suillaceae. The transcript has 3 exons. The coding region runs from base 35 to 466 and encodes 143 amino acids. The record is from RefSeq and is a predicted model, not a curated record. Gene Ontology annotation, biological process: mitochondrial translation.